Messenger RNA from Notothenia coriiceps (black rockcod), 5621 nucleotides. Its product is annotated as alpha/beta hydrolase domain-containing protein 17B-like. The transcript is spliced from 6 exons. Gene Ontology annotation, molecular function: palmitoyl-(protein) hydrolase activity. The coding region runs from base 261 to 1385 and encodes 374 amino acids. Gene Ontology annotation, cellular component: plasma membrane; endosome membrane. Lineage: Eukaryota; Metazoa; Chordata; Actinopteri; Perciformes; Nototheniidae. Gene Ontology annotation, biological process: protein depalmitoylation; regulation of postsynapse organization. The record is from RefSeq and is a predicted model, not a curated record.
CAGUAGUACAAAAAAAAUCUGGUUGCCAUGAAUUUCAGCUAGCUACCCAACGACAUCUGUCAGUACAGUUGAGAAAAAACAUCAAUGUCAAGAGAAAGGAAGGAUUUCCAAAACCUUUUACCGCUUCUGUGUACGAAUAGGAGCACAGCAGCCUGCCUGCCUACUGUGAAUCGACCUUGCUGGCGCAGUGACUAGACCAGAAGACCUUGGCACCGUUGUGCCAGUUCAUAUCAAAACUCACGGAUUUCUGAAUCCAGAAGAUGAACGGUCUGUCCAUUAGAGAACUAUGCGGUCUGUUCUGCUGCCCCCCUUGCCCCAGCCGCAUUGCAGCCAAACUAGCUUUCCUCCCUCCAGAGCCCACCUACGCCCUUCUCCCUGACCCAGAUCCAAGUACUGGAGCUGCAACUGCUCCUGGGUCUGUUUCUGGGGCUACUCAGCCUUCUCUCGGAGCCCCAGGCCUGCGUUCCCGGGUGGGCACUGGUAGUGGAAGUGACAAAGGAGCCACUGCUGGACCUGCUGCUGCUGGACCUGCUGCUACUGGACCUGCUGCUGCUGGACCUGCUGCUGCUGCUGGAAGUGCGGCAGGUGCUGCAGGAGCAAGUGGUGCUGGAGGAGGGGUUGGCGGCAGUGGUUGGAGUGAGGGCAAGUGGAAGCUUCAUCUCACAGAGAGAGCGGAGUUCCAGUAUUCACAGAGAGAGCUGGAUCUGACGGAUGUAUUCUUGACCAGAUCUAGCCGAGGGAACAGGGUGGGCUGCAUGUACAUUCGCUGCGCCCCAAAUGCCAGGUUUACAGUGUUGUUUUCCCAUGGCAAUGCAGUAGACCUGGGCCAGAUGAGCAGCUUCUACAUCGGCUUAGGCACACGCAUCAACUGCAACAUCUUUUCCUACGAUUACUCAGGCUACGGUGUUAGCACUGGAAAGCCUUCUGAGAAGAACCUAUAUGCUGACAUUGAUGCUGCCUGGCACGCCCUGCGCUCCCGCUAUGGCAUCAGCCCUGAGAAUAUCAUCCUGUACGGACAGAGCAUCGGCACGGUACCCACAGUGGACCUGGCGUCACGGUUUGAGUGUGCAGCUGUUGUCCUCCACUCCCCUCUUACCUCGGGCAUGAGAGUGGCUUUCCCCGACACCAAGAAAACUUACUGCUUCGAUGCCUUCCCUAACAUAGAGAAAGUGUCAAAGAUCCCGUCUCCAGUGCUCAUCAUCCACGGUACAGAAGACGAGGUGAUCGACUUCUCUCACGGCUUGGCCCUGUUUGAGCGCUGCCCCAAGGCCGUGGAGCCCCUUUGGGUGGAGGGAGCCGGGCACAACGACAUUGAGCUUUACAGUCAGUACCUGGAGAGGCUACGGCGCUUCAUCAACCAGGACCUGGCUGCGCAACACGCCUGAAAAACAAGCGGCAGCCUCUCUGCGCUCGUGUGAAUGAGAUUGUGUGUGUGUGUGUGUGUGUGUGUGUGUGUGAACGUCGGCAUGUUUGCAAAGUAUGUGUGAGAAGUUGACCUAAAACGGUGUGUGAUAUUUUGUCACAUCUGUGUGUCUUUGAAGCAGCACACCUUUAAGUUAAUUUUCAACACAACAUAUGUUUAAAUUAUUUCCUGUUCGGGUGAAAACGCUUUUAAAUAUAUCAGUAGCUAGGUGGUGAAACGCUAAAAACAAGAACCAAGAUUGAACAAAUUCACAAAUCAGUUUUUUUAUCUUGGGGGCAUUUAUGAAUUACAGCUUUGAAAGGAGUCACUAACAUGAAUUAGGAAGUAACAACAAUGUGCUUUGUCCAGAAAGGCACACAGAUGUAAUUUUUUAUUAUAACGUGUUACUGAAUGAAUGAGUCAUGGAUAUAAGGGUUGAGUGUUUAUUCAUAUCUCCAUGGACAUGUUUGUGUGUGUGUGCGUGUGUGUGUGUGUGUGAGAAGCAGUGCUGAAAGAAAUGAAGGACAUCCUGAUGACUUGGACAGGUGGAGGAGGCUUAUUGAGACUUAUCAAUUUGAUGUUUUUUUUGUUGCGUGUGUGUAUGAAGAAUACCUCCACAGCUUGACCAGUUCUCUCUGCAGUGGACAAACACUGGUCAAGCAUGUGCCCCCCCCUUCCCACCCCCCCACUUCCUGUUUACCUUUUUAAUGGACAUCCAUGUGACUGCCAGGGCAUUUCCCAAGUUGUUGUCCAGCUAACACUAACCUACUUCUAUUUGUGUGGUUUGGGGGUCCAUCUCCUUCCCUUUGGUGUCAGUUACGGAGAAACAAAAGGACUAGUCUGGAAUACUGGCAUGGCUUAUAUGGCUGUUGGGUUUCGCAUACUUUCCUCUCCCUAAUUUCUGACUGAAAAGAUCCCAGAAUGGCUUCCACUUUAUUUCAUGGCUGUGCUGUAGUUUUUGCCUUUACCUGUUCACAGAAUUGCAGCAGAACCGUACAGGGAAUUACUUCCUGUAUUGAUUUCCCCCCCAUCAGGUCCUUCAUAUUUGUGAUAGAGACGUCGGUGUGGUAUAAAUGGAAACGGGUCUUUUAGAGCCACAUUGAUAGCAUCUCUGGAAUUUUUAGAACACAUAUAGAAGUGAAGGAUAAUUUAGUCAUUUCCAUGUCCCAUUUCGAUGGUUUGGCUUUAAAAAGAAGGCUGUAGCCCUUCAGCAUUUACUAAUGUGUGACGUUUAAAGGUUGGACAGACAGCGCUGACUUGGUAACAGCAGGAUGAAUGUCAAGUAUGAAGUUAUAGUUAGAUAUUCUGUUUGUUGCUGAAAUUAGAUGAGAAGAUUUAUACCACUCGGCUUACUCGGACAAGAAAUCGUCGUGCACAUAACCUCGCAUACAGCAACAUUUCAUUUUUGUUGUUGUGGAUUACACUAACAAGAUACAGCAUGUUUAUUUAUUAAUUUGUGAGGUGCUGGCAGGUGGAUUUUGUUACAUUUGUACAGUGCCAGGCUAGCUGUUUCAUCCAGUUUCAUGACUUUAUGCUAAGCUAACGAGCUUUGACCUUAAGCGUACUUACAUGACACAUGAGUCGAAUCAAUCUUCUCCUCUAACCCUCGGCAAUAGAGCAAAUAAGUGUGUUUCCAGAAUUGUUAACUCUACCGUUAAGUCUGAAGUGCCACUGUGGAGGUGUGUGGAUAAUUAUAGUCUCUUUUGGUGACCGUACCCUUUUAGAGAUUGAUGUUCUGGCUAGAUUUCUAACGGUUUAAGGAGAUAAAAGUAGCUGCGGAGGUAACCAAACUAAUGAGGAUUAAGUGUGAUUUAUUCAGAAUAAUAUUUUGCUCCACCAGAAUCUCUUAUGUGUGUUGCUGGUUAACUUGUAGUCUUACAGCACAGUUUUGUUUUCCAUUUCUUGCUCCGGUAGCUCUCGUCACCAGGGUUAGUCCGCCUCCCGUUCAUAAUGCACAUUUGUUUCUAACGUUUUUGUCUUGAUGUAAUUAAUCCAAACUUGUUUGAUGUAGUGUGGGGCCGUGGACGGUCUGUCUCAGAACCAUGCAUGUAGAUUUUAGGACUAACGAUGCGUUUAGGGUCAGGUGCCAGGACGGGACAUCACGCCUACUAAUAGCUCUGUGUAACCUCUGUGGCCCUAAAUGUUCAGGAGCUCUCUUAUGGGUGGCAGCACGCUUCAUGUCUGACACAAGCCAUAAUUUGAGCCUCUCACUGUUGGUGUGGUGCAGGUUCCACCACACACACCUUUGCACAUCAUCAACACACACACACACACACACACACACACACACACACACACACACACACACACAGUUCAUGUACUGUAGUAUACAGUACAUUUACACAUUUAUAUCAGAUCAAGCAUGACAAAAGCAGGUCUUAAGUUCAGCACUAUUGUACAAAGCAUCCAAAGUGUAAUAAGGGUAUAAAAUGUAAGUUUGUGUGUCUUCAUUAUUAUUAUUGACUGUCUUUUACAGGCCAGCAUUAAGAAUACUCGCAUCAUAACUAGUAAAAGACCCUGUGUUUAGACGGAAAAAAGUACUGGUCUGGUCCCAACGGUCGCAGGCUUGCGCCGCAUUUUCAGAUCUACACAAGGUGUCCGCUGCAUAGGAGACGCAUCAGUUUCAGUGGUAGUAGCUGCGGUUUUUUUAAGGGAACAUGUACUGAACUAGCACUGAUCUGAUUACUCCAUUGUGGGAGUACAAGUGGGUCUUAGUGAAGGCCACUCGCUUCCUGUCAUCACUUCGAACAGGGAAUCUUUUCAUUCUCAUCCUGUACUUUGUGUCUUCGAUAUUUAAAUAAUGGAAAACUGUUACCAUCGUGGACAAGGGAUCUGAGCUGUCAGAAGAAACUGAGAGUUAUGGCCUCUCUCUGGAAGCAGAAGUAGGCAUCAGUUUCUUUCCUGGACCGGACGUGUUAUCAGGGAAACCACUGGAUCCACCUUUCAUUCAUGGGGUUCAAGAAACGGGGCGGAGACUCGCCGUUUUAUUGAUGCACCACUAUUAUAUAUUGUAUCCUCUGGCCCUGAAUGUGUAUUGAUGGGGGUGGGGGGGUUGAACAGUGAAAACUGUAUGCAUGUCUAUUGUGUUUUGCAGAGCAAGUGGGACGUUAUCUCUAUUAUGUAUUCUAUGUGAGGUUAAAGCUGAACUCAUGGCAUUGGAACAUUGAAGCGCUUUAAAAAAAAAACGGGACUUUUAUUUGAAUUUUUUUAUUGCUGAUACUAACUGAUGUAUUGUUAUGAGUUUUGUGCUAGAGUUCAAGCAGGGCAGUGCUAGGGGGGAGGGUGGGGGGAGGGGCUAGACAAUAUUAGUGGGCUGUUUAUAUGGUUACUGUACUUACCUAUUCUAUUCUGUUUUAUUAUUUGUAAUUUUAUGUUGCUUUUUUGAACUGAGAAUAUGAUGUAAUGAUAUGAAUUAAUGGGACUGAAUCUUGACCUUUUUAUGGACAACAAAAUAAUAAAAAAGAUCACUUAUGUACAAAAACGUGAAACUGACUUUUGUUUUUAAAACAACCUUUUUUGUACAGUGCAUACAUUCACAAGUAUGGACAUCUGGUAGACACAAUAUACAAAAUAUUGCAAUAUUUGACACAGAAGUGAGAUUGGGUUUAAAAUCACAAUAUACUAUAAUCAUUACUUACUAAAAACAUCUCUUCACAGAUGGAAUAGAUACAUAUAUACACAGCUAUAAAAUACAGUUAUUAAAAUCCUGUAUACACCCUCUUUGACAAUAUUGUAUUUGAAAUUUUAUGGGAAUAGUUCAAAAUUAUUUUCAGAAUUAAACAUUACACUUUGGAUAUUUUUUUCAAAUCACACAAUGUUAGAGCCCACCUCCUUUCCCUUAUGUAACCAACUAUUUCUCGAAUCACAUAUUUUUAAACAUCUGUCAACAGGACUGAUAUGGCAACAAUUCCAGAGCAAAGUUUUUUAUAAAAACUGUUCUUAAAAGAAAUAUCAGUGCCUGAAUGUAUAAGUGCAAGUGAAAUCCUGCCUUGGUGCUUCACAGUGGAGUUUAAUGGGAGUGACUGCCCUCUGCUGGCGGAUUCUUGUCACUAACAGUCUUCAUUCUGAAACAUGUCACUAGAUUCCAGUAGUGAAUGUACACAUUAGCCCGCGUUCACACCGAAGUACUUUUCCCCUUUAGUUCCGUUAGUACCCCUAAUGUUGCGUUCACACCAAAAAGAGUACUGCCGGGAACUUUUACCCCCAUUUGUAGUGCCUG